UAAAUGAAAUAAACUACAAGGUAAAGUGCUGGACGCUAAGCCGGAAAAAAGAAGAGGAUUUGAAGUUGAAAUACAACUGGGAAUAAAAGAUGUUGUGGGCGUCUGUGCAUUUGGCAUGAUGCGAAUAGUGCCGCCAGCCUUAUCAAGAAACGUGUGCUACAAUAUCGAAAGCAAGGCUAAGGCUAAAACACCAUCGAUAGCAGCUGCAAGUGCAGUGGUUGUCAAACUGCAUGUAAUGCGGAUAUGCAACUGUAGCGAGAAGCAACGUUAAACAGCAUCAAGUUCAAACCGCUCGGACGUUACUUCGGUUGACUUUCGCGUUCGCCGCCGUAACGCCGCUUUAAACUCACCACAGAAAGCUACGCAAGCGCACGAACGAGCCGAGGUACGUGCGCAGGUGGCGGUUAAACCCCAAACACUCUGCUGGAGCUGCUUGAGCCGGACGCAAGCAAAGCGCUUUGCUGCCUAAACUUUGCCGUCGCCAUUUGUCGUUAGUCUUUACCCGUCAGUUGUCUGUUGUUGGUUGAUCGUCGUAGAGAUUUUCAUCCAUAAGCACCGCUUGUGCUCGUCCCGCGUGUGUGUGCUAGAUCGCAUCCUGUGAAGAAAACAAAGCCCAAUAUAAUGCUGUUCAAAGCUUGAUUGAUAUCAUUUUACCAAUAACCAAUUGUGUGCAAUCAAUCGAAAAAGUGAUUGUGAAUUAUUUAACAAUAUUGAAGAUUUUUAGUUAGUUUCUAACCGAAUUGCACUUGCUUUGUUUAAAAAAAAAACAUCAACAAACAAACAAAGGAAAUGGCUUGUCUGAGCACUUCCGGUCGCGUCGCGUACGGUACGCGUCGUCAGCAAACGCACAAAUUUCUCUGUCAAUUGUUCUUGAAUCACAGUCUGCGAGGCCACAGGCACAGCAGCAGCCUCAGCACCACGCCAGGAUUCGGAACCCAUCGGCUGUCCCCUCAACCUCUACAUUUUGGAUUUUUGUCCCGUCGCUUCCAUGGAUUAAAUAUUAAUUCUGGCCCUGCGGCGGUGCACAUGAGCAAGGAUUACUUUGAUUUGUUGCAAAACUCACACAGUGCCAAUGGUAGCUGCGGCCACAACUCGCGCAGAAGCAGCCAUAGAUCCAACAACCUUCAAUACUCUCAGUGCUCCAAGACGAACUAUCGCCAACACAGCUCCGUGCACACACAACAGCCUGCUGGACCUGUGAGAGAAAUACAAAUCGAUCCGUAUAUAAUACUCGAUGAUGAGUUGAAGUACUUCUAUGACGACGUUAGAGACCUGCUGCAGUCAGGCACAUCUCAGUCAGAACUGGACACCAUAGCGUGCUACUACUUUGAUGGCCAGGGCAAGGCGUUGCGUCCCAUGGUUACCAUGCUGAUGGCCAAGGCAAUAAACUAUCACCUGAACAACGACUCACACCAAUUAGUACACAAACAACGACAGAUUGCGCUCUUCUCCGAGAUGGUUCACUCGGCUAGCUUAGUGCACGACGAUGUCAUCGAUCAGUCGGAUUUCCGACGUGGCAAACCCAGCGUCAACGCACUAUGGAAUCAUAAAAAGGUCACAAUGGCUGGUGAUUAUAUUUUAUCGAUUGCCUCAAUUAUGAUAGCGCGUCUGCGCAGCGAUGAUGUGACGAUCGUGUUGAGUCAGAUCUUAACCGAUCUGGUUCAAGGCGAAUUCAUGCAGCUCGGCUCAAGGGAAACGGAGAACGAACGCUUCGCCCAUUAUCUGACCAAGACAUACAGGAAGACGGCAUCGCUGAUCGCCAACGCAUUGAAGGCGACUGCCGUCAUUGCGCAGGCGGACGAGAACGUGGCCGAGGUGGCCUUCCAAUAUGGACGCAACAUUGGACUGGCCUUUCAACUGGUCGACGAUAUGCUGGAUUUUGUCUCCUCCACCGAGACGAUGGGCAAACCCACGGCCGCCGAUUUGAAGCUGGGUCUGGCCACAGCGCCGGUACUUUUUGCAUGUGAAAAGUAUCCAGAGCUCAAUCCGAUGGUGAUGCGGCGUUUUAGCGAGCCUGGAGAUGUAGAGCGCGCCUUCGAGCUAGUGCACAAGUCCCAUGGGCUGGAACAGACGCGUUUUCUGGCCAAGAAACAUUGCAAUGAGGCGAUACGACUGGCUCAGGAACUCACGGAAUCGCCGUACCAAAAGGGUCUGCAAGUGGUGGCGGACUUAGUCAUCAAUCGCAUGAAGUAGAGUGAUUCUGUCACUUAGAACUUACCACAUUUAAGCUUAAAACAGGCAACAGUUUAUGUUAUUUUAGAUUAAGUCAAGUCAAAUGGAAAUGUGGACUUCUGAAUGAGUCCGGGGAAUAAAGACGAGCAAACAAAAGAGAAUUGUAAAGAUUUAGCAAAGGUCAAUAAAUGAUAAACGAUUUAUUAUUUAGUUUGUAAGCGUGUUGUUGACAUUGUAAAUAGUUGCAUUAAAAUUGAAGUUCAUUCGUUGUACAUACAUAAUGUGAAAUGUUGAUUGAAUUUUUGAACAAAUUUUAUAUGCAAUGUUUUGUGAAUUUUUAUAUAAAUUGUAAUGCAUACAAGUAGCUACUUACAACUUGUAAAGCCAACAUAAAAUAAUUUACAACUCUUUGUACAAAUUUUAUGCUUAAACAUCUGUACCAUCAAAAAGAAGAGAAUUAUUCAGCUCAACUUAAAAGAAAAGAAUGAAGGCCUUUCGCAACUAUUCUAAAAUGGUUAAAUUGUUAAAUUCUUUAUAUCGCUUAUAUAAAACAGGAGGAAAUAAAAAAAAAAAUCAAAUUAACUAUUUCAUCAGGAUCAGACCUUAGUUAACCCCAAAUUUUCUUUGUAUUUGAGUUGGAUUAAAAACACAAUAAUUUACGAAAAACGAUUUUUAGUCAAUUGAACAAAAACCCAAAAAAUAAUGGAAAAAUAACGAUAUUUAUAAAAUGAAAAUAAGAUUAUUGAAAAGAAAACAUUUGUAUUUCUAUUUCAAAACUUGUUUUACGAGUUUAAGGGCAUUUCAUGCCUAAAUGGUUCAACUGUCAGUUUUGACAUUUGGCGGAAACUCAUCAUAUUUAAAACUUUAUCUAAAUUUAAACAACUUUUUAAAAACUUUGAACCAUUCGCGCAUGAAAUGCAGACAUUUUUUAUUUAAACAUUAAGCAUAAUAAUACAACACUGUCCAGUCUUAAUUUUAAACAAAACCAUUAGUUUAUGCUUCAAACGCAAUACUAAACCAUAAGCAGAGGGGGAAUCUAAUUUGUUUACAGAAUGCAUGGCCACGAUUUGUGCAAACUACAAUUGUCAGAUUAAGGUAUAUACUAAUGGUCUAUAAGCCAAUAGAAAAUGUGCAAGCAGCGUUUGUGUAAAAUGGAAUUUUUGGUGUUUGUUUAAAAAAGUGUAUAAAUAUUUGGCACCUUUACAGCCGCCCACAAAAAUAAACAAAAUUUCGCACAUAUUGGCUAAUGCUGAUAAUUCUUCUGGGUGCUAUGACCUUUGGCCCACAAAUAAUUAUUUAAAUGUAACAAUGUUGAGAAUUAUUGAUAUUUAUGGUACGAUAUUUGUAUAUUUAAAAAAAGGAAAAUAAAAUGCGAUUUUGUAAAACAAUCAA
Messenger RNA from Scaptodrosophila lebanonensis, 3564 nucleotides. RefSeq names its product decaprenyl-diphosphate synthase subunit 1 (gene qless). NCBI's taxonomy places the organism in Eukaryota, Metazoa, Arthropoda, Insecta, Diptera, Drosophilidae. The record is from RefSeq and is a predicted model, not a curated record. Gene Ontology annotation, cellular component: transferase complex; mitochondrion. The coding region runs from base 790 to 2193 and encodes 467 amino acids. Gene Ontology annotation, molecular function: prenyltransferase activity. Gene Ontology annotation, biological process: isoprenoid biosynthetic process; ubiquinone biosynthetic process. The transcript is spliced from 8 exons.